GCACCCGUUCCCUCCCCACCCGCCUCUCGCUCCGAAGCUUCUCCUCUCGGGCCUGGGUACCAGGAGGGGAGACCCGGCGUGCGCAGCUCGCGCGCGCGCGCGGCGGGGCCGGGUGGGGCGAGAGAUCGGGGCCUGAGCUAGGGGUCUGGGAGGCGGAGAUGUCGACGCCGGCGAGGAAGCGGCUGAUGCGGGACUUCAAGCGGCUGCAGCAGGACCCGCCCGCCGGCAUCAGCGGCGCGCCGCACGACAACAACAUCAUGCUCUGGAACGCCGUCAUCUUCGGGCCGGAUGACACGCCGUGGGAUGGAGGCACGUUCAAGCUGACUCUGCAAUUUACAGAAGAUUACCCCAACAAGCCUCCAACUGUUCGGUUUGUUUCGAGGAUGUUUCACCCAAACAUCUAUGCGGAUGGAAGCAUCUGCUUGGACAUCCUACAAAACCAGUGGAGCCCUAUCUAUGAUGUUGCAGCAAUAUUGACCUCUAUUCAGUCCCUGCUGUGUGACCCAAACCCAAAUUCUCCGGCUAACUCUGAAGCAGCCAGAAUGUUCAGCGAGAACAAGCGUGAGUACAACCGCAAAGUUCGUGAGGUUGUGGAACAGAGCUGGACAGCCGACUAAGUUUCUAUCCGCUUCACCAGAUGGUGCAAUAAGCAUCUGCAUUUCAUACUUGGCCGGUCUGUAUUAUCCGCUUAUAACCAUUAAAAUCCUCAGCGAUUGUUGUGUCCUUGUGGUUCAGUCCCUUGUUGUACUGCUGCCUGCCGUUUUUUCUGAUAUAGUGGUGAACGGUUUCAUGAACUCGGGUAUUGAUGCAUAUGCAAAAGUUUUAUAGCUAAGCCAAGUUGCUGCUAGGUUUA
This is a messenger RNA of Setaria italica (foxtail millet), 853 nucleotides long. RefSeq names its product ubiquitin-conjugating enzyme E2 2. NCBI's taxonomy places the organism in Eukaryota, Viridiplantae, Streptophyta, Magnoliopsida, Poales, Poaceae. The transcript is spliced from 5 exons. Bases 159 to 617 code for a protein of 152 amino acids. The record is from RefSeq and is a predicted model, not a curated record.